AUGUCGACCUGGACCACGAUUCAGCCUUUUCUGUUUGGAGGAUUGUCUGGCAUGACUGCUACUGCUGUCAUUCAACCCAUAGACAUGGUCAAAGUCAGAAUCCAACUCUUGGGUGCUGGUGGUAACGCUUCUCCCAUCAAGAUCGCAUCUCAAAUCAUCGCCAAGGACGGUUUCAUGUCGUUAUACAAGGGUUUGUCUGCUGGUUUGUUGCGUCAGGCUACGUACACUACUGCUAGAUUGGGUUUGUUCAACACCUUCAUGGACCAAAUCAAGGAAUACAAUGCAGGAAAGCCAAUCACUUUUGGCCAAAGAGCACUUGCUGGACUUGCUGCUGGUGGUUUGGGAGCUAUGGUUGGUAACCCAUGUGAUUUGGCCUUGAUCCGUAUGCAAGCAGAUGGUACCAUGCCAGCGGCUCAACGAGCAAACUAUACCGGUGUAUUGAACGCAUUGACUCGAAUCACUCGUGAAGAAGGCAUAUUGGCACUCUGGAAUGGUGCUGGUCCAACCGUCGUUCGUGCCAUGGCAUUGAAUUUGGGAAUGUUGGCUACGUUCUCGGAAGCCAAGGUUCAACUUGAAAAGAUCACCCCACCAUCAGCCGCAACCUCAUUCGGAGCAUCAGCAAUCGCCGGUUUCACUGCUUCCGCCUUCUCACUGCCAUUUGACUUCGUAAAGACCCGUCUUCAAAGGCAACGACCUGAUGCAUCUGGUGUGCUUCCAUACAAGGGAUCAAUAGAUUGUGCUAUGAAGGUUAUCAGCAAUGAAGGACCAAUGGCCUUCUACCGUGGAUUUGGUACUUAUUAUGUUCGUAUCGCUCCACAUGCUAUGAUCACCUUGUUGGUCGCUGAUACGUUGAGUGCUGCUGCCAAGAACUGGGGGAAGUAG
Molecule: messenger RNA, 882 nt
Organism: Synchytrium microbalum
Lineage: Eukaryota; Fungi; Chytridiomycota; Chytridiomycetes; Synchytriales; Synchytriaceae
Exons: 6
Coding region: 1-882 (293 amino acids)
Biological process (GO): transmembrane transport
Molecular function (GO): oxoglutarate:malate antiporter activity
Source: RefSeq, a predicted model, not a curated record